GGGCUGAGGGCACUCAACUUGUAUGAAAACUGCCCAACGAACUCAUUGCAACUAAUUACUUCAAACAAUUUAAAAAAUCGAACUUCCUUUUUUUGGUUGUAAAGAAGAAUUUAACUCUCGUAGAAAUAAGUUGCAACAAGUUUCAGACCAUGGCGGAUUCGGUGCAUGGUCCCGCAAGCUUCUGGACCCAAGCCAAUGCUUUGCUGAGAAAGAAUUUGAUUUUUCAGAAACGAGAUGUCAAGUCAAAUAUUCGCCUUAUCUCAGUCCCUAUAAUACUUUGUUUAUUGCUAGUUCUCAUUCAAAAUUUAGUCAACAAAAAUUUGGAUACACCAUCAAACAGAUGUGGCUGCAAAUGUGUAGACAAAAAUGGUGACGGAAAAUGUGAAGAAGUAUGUGGUAUUGAAUAUUCAGAUUUGGGCCAAGCCAGCAACUGUCCGAUUCCUAGCCCAUCAGAAUGGCCUCCCUUGUUACAGAUACCAGCAUUGAAGUAUCGUGCUGUACAAACUGAUUUUAUUUCAUAUGGGGGCUUGCCCGAUGAUUCAUGUAAAAUGUUGGGUUCUUGUCCAGCUACUAUACUUCUCACUGGAAGUAAUCAGACUUUUGGAGAAAGUAUGGGUAGAAAUUUGUUCAGCAGUGGAUCAACUCUAAAUUCCUCUGACAUUUUCUAUAGCUUAGCCUAUAAUAUCUUGGGCUCCGAGUCACACACCGAGUAUGUGAAUUUUCUUGAGGCAGCUUUCUUCUCCAACCUGCCAGUCUACUACGUCCAAUCGCAGUGUUCUUCAAAUUCCACAUUUUCUCUUCCAUUAGAAUUUGGUUCUGUAGCUGUUCAGCAAGAGAUAAACUGCUUAAAAGGUUUACACUUGUGGCGUAAUAGUUCUUAUGAGAUCAAUGAUGAGAUUUAUAAAGGCUACAGCAAGGGGAAUCAAGAGGGAAAGAUAAACGAGAUACUAACAGCAUAUGAUUUCCAUAAUUCAAAUAGAAAUGGUUUCAAUGUGAAUAUUUGGUAUAACUCUACCUAUAAGAAAGACAAAGGCAAUCUACCAAUGGCACUGUCAAGGAUUCCUCGUACAGUGAAUUUGGCAUCAAAUGCCUACCUUCAGUUUUUGCGUGGGCCUUCUGCAAGAGUGCUGUUUGAGUUUGUCAAAGAAAUGCCCAAAGCAGAAACAAAACUCAGCCUGGACUUUGCUUCUAUCCUGGGACCACUAUUCUUUUCAUGGGUGGUUUCACAGCUUUUUCCUGUUGUUUUGAUAGCUCUGGUUUAUGAGAAGCAGCAGAAACUAAGAAUCAUGAUGAAAAUGCAUGGACUUGCGGAUGGUCCCUACUGGAUGAUUUCUUAUGCUUAUUUUUUGGUCAUAUCUUCUAUAUACAUGUUAUGUUUUGUGAUUUUCGGCUCAUUAGUAGGCUUGAAGUUCUUUUUGCUUAAUGAUUACAGCAUCCAGUUCGUAUUUUAUUUCAUUUACAUGAACUUGCAAGUGUCCCUUUCUUUUCUAGUUGCUGCGUUUUUCUCGAAUGUUAAGACAGCCACAGUCAUCGGCUAUAUAAUGGUGUUUGCAAACGGACUCUUGGCAGCAUUCCUUUUCCAGUUCUUUCUCCAGGAUGAAUCAUUUCCCAGAGGCUGGAUUAUAGUUAUGGAGCUAUAUCCUGGAUUUUCUCUUUUUCGUGGAUUAUAUGAGUUUUCCCAAUAUGCUUUCAAUGGUAAUUAUUUGGGAACAGAUGGUAUGAGAUGGAAUGAUCUGAGUGAUGGAAAAAAUGGGAUGAACGAGGUCCUAGUAAUUAUGUUAGUGCAGUGGUUGGUAUUUCUCUUUCUUUCUUAUUACGUUGAUCAGAUUGCAUCAUCAGGGAAAGAUCCCCUAUUUUUCUUGUGGAACUCCCGAAAGAACCCUUCACCUUCCUUCAGGAAACAUAGUUUACAAAAGCAGGGUUCUAAAGUUUUCGUACAAAUGGAGAAACCUGAUGUUGCUCAGGAGAGGGAGAGAGUUGAACAGUUACUCGAAUCAAGUACAACUCAUGCCAUCAUUUGUGACAAUUUGAAAAAGGUUUAUCCAGGGAAAGAUGGAAACCCUGAGAAAUUUGCAGUGAGAGGAUUGUCACUUGCUUUGCCGCAAGGGGAAUGUUUUGGUAUGCUUGGUCCCAAUGGUGCUGGCAAAACUACUUUUAUUAAUAUGAUGAUUGGACUCAUAAAACCAAGCUCCGGUACUGCAUAUGCUCAGGGUAUGGAUAUACGAACAGACAUGGAUAUGAUAUACACCAACAUGGGUGUAUGUCCGCAGCAUGACUUGCUUUGGGAAAAAUUAACAGGAAGGGAGCACCUACUUUUCUACGGAAGGCUUAAAAAUCUUAUAGGAGCAGACUUGACACAAGCGGUUGAAGAAUCUCUUAAGAGUGUCAACUUGUUUCAUGGAGGCGUUGCUGACAAGCAAACUGGGAAAUACAGUGGAGGAAUGAAGAGGAGGCUAAGUGUUGCUAUUUCACUGAUUGGUGAUCCUAAGGUAGUCUACAUGGAUGAGCCCAGCACUGGACUGGAUCCAGCUUCACGAAAUAACUUGUGGAAUGUUGUCAAACGUGCAAAGCAAGAUAGAGCAAUUAUUCUCACAACCCAUUCCAUGGAAGAAGCGGAACAUCUAUGUGAUCGACUAGGAAUAUUCGUUGAUGGCAGCUUGCAGUGCCUAGGAAAUCCCAAAGAGUUGAAGGCAAGAUAUGGAGGGUCUUAUGUGUUUACAAUGACAACAUCAUCAGAUAAUGAAGAAGAAGUGGAGCACAUGGUGCGACGCCUAUCCCCAAAUGCCAACAAGAUAUACCAUAUAUCUGGGACACAGAAGUUUGAGUUGCCAAAGCAAGAGGUUAGAAUUGCAGAUGUAUUUCAAGCAGUUGAGAAAGUAAAGAGUAAAUUCACGGUUUAUGCUUGGGGUUUGGCUGAUACAACUUUAGAGGACGUUUUUAUCAAGGUUGCUCGCGCUACUCACGCUUUCAACGUUCUCUCUUGACAGUUAUCAUUUAUAAAAAGCUUAUGGAUCUUUUAACAUAAGUUUGAGAACAAACAAUGGUCAAAAUAGCACGGGCUAGCCAUUUUUUGGACGGGUAAUCGAAAACUAACCAGUAUUUGCAUAGUCAUUGAAAAAUAGUCACUGUUUUACUGAAACACGCAAAAGUUUCAGCAGAAUAUGCGCUCCUGCAUAUAAAUUUUCAGCAUAUUAUAUUGAAACUCCAGGAUACGAAAAGUUCCUGUAUAAUAUGCGGGAUUAUGGAGCUCCUGCAUAUAAACUUCCAGUACAUUAUAAAAUUUUAGCAUAUUAUGUUGGAAGCUCAUAUGUAAAAAAAAUCAAACUUUAGCAUAUUAUGUAGGAAUAUUUUUGGUUUAACAGUAUUUUUGUUUAGAUUUUAUCUUUAUAUGAAAAGUAGCAAA
Nicotiana tabacum (common tobacco) is the source of this 3403-nucleotide messenger RNA. Its product is annotated as ABC transporter A family member 7-like. Gene Ontology annotation, biological process: lipid transport; transmembrane transport. Gene Ontology annotation, cellular component: intracellular membrane-bounded organelle; membrane. NCBI's taxonomy places the organism in Eukaryota, Viridiplantae, Streptophyta, Magnoliopsida, Solanales, Solanaceae. Gene Ontology annotation, molecular function: ATP hydrolysis activity; ATP binding; lipid carrier activity. The record is from RefSeq and is a predicted model, not a curated record.